Vigna umbellata (rice bean) is the source of this 2134-nucleotide messenger RNA. NCBI's taxonomy places the organism in Eukaryota, Viridiplantae, Streptophyta, Magnoliopsida, Fabales, Fabaceae. The record is from RefSeq and is a predicted model, not a curated record.
AUGGCUAUAGAAACCAUGCCACCAUCAGAUGCAUCCAUGCUUUCUAAAGUUUAUUGCCAAGCUGGAGAGAAAGUUAUCCUCGUUUUCUUUAAAUUUCUAGGAACUAAGGAAUUUGAAGAUAAGCUUUUUGCUGAGAUAAGAGGAAGGAUUAAGGAGGAUGAUAUCUCUGCUCCUUUACGCAAAGGGCCUUAUUACUAUUAUGAUAGAACUUUGGAAGGGCAAGAAUAUGUUCAACAUUGUAGGCGCCUUAUAUCUGAUAGCCAAAAGGUGCCAUCUGUGCAUGACAUCAUGCCCACAGGACCUGAAGCUCCUCAUGAGCAUGUUAUUUUGGAUGAGAAUGUCAAAGCACAACAUCACAAGUACUACAGCAUUGGUACCUUUAAGGUUAGCCCAAAUAGCAAGUUGGUAGCAUAUGCAGAAGAUACCAAAGGAGAUGAAAUAUAUAAAGUAUAUGUCAUUGAUGCUGAGACUCGAGCUACUAUUGGAGAUCCUCUUGUUGGUGUAACAGGAUACCUUGAAUGGGCUGGCAAUGAUGCUUUAGUUUACGUCACAAUGGAUGAGAUUCUCAGACCUGACAAGGUAUGGUUUCAUGUGCUGGGAACAGAACAGUCAAAGGAUACACUUCUUUACCAGGAAAAGGACGAUAUGUUUUCUCUCGAUCUUGAAGCUUCUGAAAGCGAGAGAUAUUUGUUUGUUGCUUCAGAGAGCAAAAAUACAAGGUUCAAUUUUUAUAUGGAUGUUUCUAAGCCUGAAGAGGGUCUUAAAGUUUUGACACCUCGUGUUGAGGGUAUUGACACAACUGUCAGCCAUCGUGGAGAUCAUUUUUUUAUUAAAAGGAGAAGUGAUCAGUUUUUCAAUUCGGAGGUUGUAGCUUGUGCUGUCAAUGACACCUCUUCAACUACAGUUCUUAUUCCUCACAACGAAAGUGUUAAAAUUCAGGAGAUACAACUUUUUAGUGAUCAUCUAGUAGCAUAUGAGAGAGAAAAUGGUCUACAAAAAAUAAUCGUUUAUCACCUUCCCCCACUUGGUGAACCACUAAGAAGCCUUGAAAGCGGCCAAGCAGUUAGUUUUGUUGAUCCUGUAUAUUCAGUGUAUUCUUCGGAUUCAGAGUUUUCAUCAAGUAUUUUAAGGUUUUCGUAUAGCUCAUUGAGGACUCCUUCCUCUGUAUAUGAUUAUGAUAUGAAGACAGGCACUUCUGUUUUGAAGAAGAUUAACUCGGUUCUAGGAGGUUUUGAUUCAGCACAUUAUGUCACCGAAAGGCAGUGGGCACCUGCUUUGGAUGGAACUUUGAUUCCCAUUUCUAUUGUUUACCGUAAAGAUGCUGUGAAGCUUGAUGGAUCAGAUCCAUUACUACUUUAUGGAUAUGGAUCGUAUGAGAUAUGCAUAGACCCCAGUUUCAAAUCAACAAGGCUUUCAUUGUUAGAUCGGGGUUUUGUAUAUGCCAUAGCUCAUAUACGUGGAGGUGGGGAAAUGGGGAGGCAGUGGUACGAGAAUGGGAAGCUGUUGAAGAAAAAUAACACUUUUACUGAUUUUAUUGCAUGUGCCGAAUAUUUGGUUGAAAAAAAAUUCUGUUCUAAGGAAAGACUGUGCAUUGAAGGAAGAAGUGCUGGUGGUUUGCUAAUCGGUGCAGUUCUUAAUAUGAGACCAGAUUUAUUUAGGGCUGCUGUUGCAGGGGUACCUUUUGUGGAUGUUGUGACAACAAUGCUUGAUCCAACCAUUCCUCUCACUACUUCAGAAUGGGAGGAAUGGGGUGAUCCUAGAAAGGAGGAAUUCUACUUUUACAUGAAAUCAUAUUCCCCCGUUGAUAACGUGAAGUCACAGAACUAUCCACACAUUCUUGUUACAGCUGGAUUAAAUGACCCACGCGUUAUGUAUUCUGAACCUGCGAAGUUUGUUGCAAAACUAAGGGAUAUGAAGACUGAUGAUAGCAUCCUGUUGUUUAAAUGCGAGCUUGGUGCUGGACAUUUUUCUAAGUCGGGAAGAUUUGAGAAGCUCCAGGAAGAUGCCUUCACUUAUGCAUUCAUCAUGAAGACUCUAAACAUGAUUUAGUCUUUAGAUGCAUGUGGUGCUGAUGCCGUCCAGAUGGGUAAUUAAAACAUCCAUGGCUUGAGUGAGAGCUUAUUGUGUCAGACAU